UGUAAGGAGAUGUUAGGGGAACAGUACAUACCUGGAGGUGAGAAGAAUGAGGGGCUGAUGAUUUGCUGUUCCUGCAAAGCAUUGCUCCAGCUAAGGUCCCUUUGAUUGAAGGCUAUUAAAGGCUACUUGAUGCUAGAUGGGGAGCCAUAGUGGCACAGUGGUUAAGCGAUUAGCUGCUAACUAAAAGGUUAGCACUUUGAAUCCACCAGCUGCUCCUUGGAAACCCUGUGGCGUAGUUCUACUAUGUCCCAUAGGGUCACUAUGAGUCUGAAUCCACUUGAUGGCAAUGGGGUUUUAAUGCUAGAUGGACAUUCACGUUAUUCAAAUGUAUUGUUAGUAUCCCUCCUCCAUUUUUUUUUGAGGCCAAUCUAUACUCAGAAAUGCAAAAGUGUUGGAGUUAAAUUGGUAGCGGGGAUGCAGUCAUGUAUACGGGGCUCUGGAAGGGCAGGUGUUCUUCACCAGAGGUCCUUGGAAUUCUAGAGCAGAGCUGCCGAGUAGAACUUUCCAGUGGUGAGCACUUGAGAUGUGGCUAGCGUGACUGAGGAACUGAAUUUUUAUUUUAAAUUUUGCCUUAAAUCAUCACGUGGGUCUUGUGCAGUUCUAAAAGAUCCGUGGAUGGCCUUGGAGAUUUUGUAAACCUUAUGGAAUUAUAUGAAUGUUUGUAGAGUUGGUUAUGGAAGUCUGUUUUUCUGGGAAGUGAGUCCACACCUUUCAUCAGAUUCUGAAAACCACCAGAAAGAUGAAGAACUUCUGCUUUAGGACUUUGGUGAAAAGUAAGGCAAGGGAGUGAGUAAGUAUGCCCUCUGGUAACCACUGCUGUUUCUACUUUCUUGUAUUUUCCUGUCCUCAGCUAUAGGUGACUCCUGGACUGUUAGAUAAAUUCUCAGCUGCUGGAAGGGAGCGAUGGCUGUGGCCCUGGGCUGUGCAAUCCAGGCCUCCUUGAAUCACGGCUCCAGGCUUAAAGAGUACGAUACUGAGUGUGAAGUCUUCCGUCAGCGCUUCAGGCAGUUCCAAUACCAACAGGCAGCCGGGCCUCGUGAAGCUUUCAACAGCCUCUGGGAGCUUUGCUCUCAGUGGUUGAAGCCAACGAUCCAUUCUAAGGAAGAAAUCCUGGAGCUGCUAGUGUUGGAGCAAUUCCUGACUAUUCUGCCCUCAGAGAUAGAGACCUGGGUAAGGCUGUACCGCCCAGAGAACAGAGAAAGAGUUCUGGCACUGGUAGAAGACUUACAGAGAGAACUUGAGAUACCAGAGCAGCAGGUUGGUAGGCAGGAAAUGCUCUUGGAAGAACUGGCACCAGUGGAAACGGCACACAUACCACCAAACAUCCAACUGGAGUCACCUGAGCUCCACGUCCUGGGACCUUCCCAGGAGGCCACCGUGGCAGAGGAGCAGAUCCCACAGGCAGGGCCACAGUACCCGAGGGAUGGUGAUGAUAGGGAAUGCCAGCCCUUUUCCGAGCCAGAAUAUCCGAUACCAAACCCUGACCUGAGCUUCCCAUUGGAAUAUAGAGAAGAAGAUCCACGGGUGAAGGAAUUACAGAGCUCCGAAGGAGUAAAACAAUUAGGUUUCUCCAAGAUAGAUUUUGAUAUUGGGAGAGAAAAUGAAGAUUCGUCAGAACAGAAUAAACUAGAGAAUACAUGUGCAUUUAUUUUUCCUUUUGAGGAGAAUAUUCUUCGUGGUCCCACUUUACAAAAAGUCUGUGGACAGUUAGAAAAUCAAUGGGGAAAUCCCCCAAAGGAGUUACAGUUAUCAAAGCUUUUAGAUGAUCAGAAACACUCUCCAGGAGAGAAAUGUGAGAGCAACAACGCGGAAAAACCUCUCAGACUUGGACCCCAUCAACAAAAGAAUGCAGGAAAGGAACCUCACCGAUGUUCUCAGUGUGGAAAAUGUUUUGCUCGGAAGUCACAACUUAAUGGGCACCAGAAAAUUCAUUCAGGAGAGGAACGUCACAAGUGCCCUGAAUGUGGGAAAAGCUUCCUUCGUAAUUCAGACUUGUACAGGCACAAACGAUCUCAUACAGGGGAGAGGCCCUAUGAAUGUACGAUAUGCAAAAAGCGAUUCACUCGAAGGUCACACCUUACAGGGCACCAGAGAGCCCAUUCUGGAGAAGCAGCAUUUAAAUGCCUUGAGUGCAGGAAAAGCUUUUGUUAUGGACCAAACCUUAAAAGACAUCUGAAAACUCAUACAGGUGAAAAACCUCAUAAGUGUUGUACUUGUGGGAAAGGCUUUAUUCAACAGUCAGCUCUUACUUUGCACCAGAGAACUCACACUGGAGAGAAACCUUUUAAAUGUAAUUACUGUGAGAAAAGCUUUAGACAUAAGCCAACUCUAGCUAUUCACUUAAGAAUUCAUACAGGGGAGAAGCCAUACAAGUGUAGCCAUUGUUCUAAAGUCUUCAGACAGAGAUCAGGCCUUAUUAUGCACCAAGUCUCUCACUUUAGCCAAGAAUUCUCUAAGAAAUGUUGAGGGAAACAGGUCCUACAGAAAGUGAAACUAACUCAUAAAAGU
This is a messenger RNA of Loxodonta africana (African savanna elephant), 2508 nucleotides long. Its product is annotated as zinc finger protein 449-like. The coding region runs from base 904 to 2466 and encodes 520 amino acids. Gene Ontology annotation, biological process: regulation of transcription by RNA polymerase II. The transcript is spliced from 4 exons. NCBI's taxonomy places the organism in Eukaryota, Metazoa, Chordata, Mammalia, Proboscidea, Elephantidae. The record is from RefSeq and is a predicted model, not a curated record. Gene Ontology annotation, molecular function: DNA-binding transcription factor activity, RNA polymerase II-specific; RNA polymerase II cis-regulatory region sequence-specific DNA binding.